AGCCGGAGCGAGCGAGCGGGCGGGCGGCCGGGCGGACGGACGGACGGACGGACGGAGAAGGGCAGGCCGGGCCUGACGACGACGGCGGCGGCGGGCGGCGAGGGAAGAAGAAGAUGGCGGACGGGGACAGCGGCAGCGAGCGAGGCGGCAGUGGCAGCGGCAGCGGCGGCGGCGGCGGCGGAGGCGGCGGGUUCCAGGGGCACCGCGGCGGCGGCGGGCCGGGCCCGGAGCAGGAGACGCAGGAGCUGGCCUCGAAGCGGCUGGACAUCCAGAACAAGCGCUUCUACCUGGACGUGAAGCAGAACGCCAAGGGCCGCUUCCUGAAGAUCGCCGAGGUGGGCGCGGGGGGCUCCAAGAGCCGCCUGACGCUCUCCAUGGCGGUGGCCGCGGAGUUCCGCGACUACCUGGGCGACUUCAUCGAGCACUACGCGCAGCUGGGGCCCAGCAGCCCCGAGCAGCUGGCGCAGGCCUCGCCCGGCGGGGAGGACGGCGCCGGCGCCGGCGGGCCGCGGCGCGCCCUGAAGAGCGAGUUCCUGGUGCGCGAGAACCGCAAGUACUACCUGGACCUGAAGGAGAACCAGCGCGGCCGCUUCCUGCGCAUCCGCCAGACCAUCAACCGCGGGCCGGGCGGCGGCGGCGGCGGCGGCGGGCCGGGCUUCCCCGGCGGGCCGCCGGGCCUUCAGAGCGGGCAGACCAUCGCGCUGCCGGCGCAGGGCCUGAUCGAGUUCCGCGACGCGCUGGCCAAGCUGAUCGACGACUACGGCGCCGACGAGGACGAGCUGGGCGGCGGCGGCGGCGGCGGCCCGGGCGGCGGCGGCCUGUACGGCGAGCUGCCCGAGGGCACCUCCAUCACGGUGGACUCGAAGCGCUUCUUCUUCGACGUGGGCUGCAACAAGUACGGCGUCUUCCUGCGUGUGAGCGAGGUGAAGCCCUCGUACCGCAACGCCAUCACGGUGCCCUACAAGGCCUGGGCCAAGUUCGGCGGGGCCUUCUGUCGCUACGCGGACGAGAUGCGAGACAUCCAGGAGCGCCAGCGGGACAAGCUGUACGACCGCCGGGCCGGGCCUGCCGGGCCGGGGAGCGGCAGCGGGGCCGGAGACGACUCGGAUGGCGACGACGUGGAUGACGACUGAGCCUCUCCUCCUCCUCCCCUUCGCCCCAUCGCUUUGACAACCUCCUUCCCUCCCGGGCCAUCUCUGCUCCACCGGGGAGGCUGCCACGGAUGGGGGGACUGGAUGGAAACGGAACGAAACCUGAUCCCGAGCUUUCUUCCCCCCUUCUUCCUCCUCCUCCUUUGGUGUCAUCGAGGAGAGGGAGAGAGUGAGCGUCAAGAUUAUUGCCUGCAUAUACUCACCGACCUGCACCAUUUUUGGAGCGGCCCCCUAGUUUUCUGAUCUCUGACCCCUUCGUUUUUCCUGGGGAUACAGUAUCUGUCAGCCUGUUGGCCCAUCCUCAGAAACCCUGGCUUUACAUCAUCGGCCCCUGCCCCCUGCAGAGGGGAAUCCUUGUGACCUCGAUUAACCUAAAUCCAAGCCCAUGGUGAAGAAAAAUCUACCGCAUAAAUUCACUCCAGCCUUCCAAGGUUCCUCAUCUACCUAAUGACUGAAAUGUUUCACUUUGCCCGAAGGAGGAAAAGAGCUGUCCUCUUUCUCUCCCGUACUCUUCUCUCUGGCAAUUUUAAAAUUGUGCCCCUCCGCUCUUGAAACCAGCAUUCUGGAGACUGCAUGCCACUGAGCACAGUUUGAAGGAAGGGAGAAGCCACCACAAUGGUCCAGAUCAUUGGGGGUGAGGGUUGGGGGGUGGGUGCAGAUCCUCAUGGGGCAAGUUGUGAAGUUCUACAACAAUCAUGGAUUUAGCCCAGCAGAAGUGGGGGGAGGGUUAAAAUGGGACAGGGGUGGGACAUAAAGGGUGGGCAGAGGAAAGAACCAGAGCUUGGGGGAAGAUAGUAGAGGGGGAAGCCUGUAUCCGGACCAAUGUCCAUUGUUGUCUCUUAUUUUCCCCUUUCCAAAAUUGUGUGUUUUAUUUCUGGGAUGCAAAUUGCUGAGCUCCAGGUGCCUGAACUGGAAUUGAUAGUGAAUUACUUUAAAGCUGGCAGGUUCUAAAGAUCUUUAAAGGCUUUUCUUUUCUUUUUUUAAUGGGGGUUGCAAACAGGCAGGUUAAAAAGAAACAGGCAUAAAGCACAAGGAAUGCAGAGUGGACUGAUGGCUGCUCACUGAAGUUCUUCCCCUUCUCUCCAAAUAAGGUGAAAGAGCAAAUGGCUUUAGGAGGUGGAAAUUGGAGCUGCAUUUCCGCAACUCCCUAAGAUGAUCCAGUGAAAUCUGGUCUGUGGCUAGGUUUUUGAAAUGCAAAAAUCUUAGAAUUGUAAUCUGGCAAAGGAAGUGUGUGGCUUCAAGUCUGUAAAAAGAUUGAGAAGGAAACUGGAGGCUUUUUUCAUCGUGCAAAUAAAUGGACAUGUUCUGUGAAAACAGACACCGAGAACCUCAGGUCCAGAAGUCCAGCAUUGGUUAUUCUUUUAACAAGAUUUUUUUUAACAAAAAGAGAACUUAGUCCAUUUUCUCAGUACCUCGCAUUAUGUUAACAGCAAAGUUGGCAAGAAUGGAUUGAUGGGAUGGAUUGUGCGGAGCAAUGCAUGCCCUGUGGGAGCUUGAUACUCAUCACUAAAAAGAAGCAGAAAGAAAUCGACAAAAUUCUGUGACUAUGAACAUACCCUAGCAGCAUUUACCACCUUCAAAUUUUAUUAUAGACUGGCUACUGCCAAUUCGUCCAACUGUCCUUCCCAAACAAAGUUGGGUCUCCCCACCCAGAGAAUUGCCUCAUCUAUAUAUUUUAAAUGGAUUCUUAUCUAAAAUGAUAUUUUUUUAAAACUAAUGAAGUAAGUCCUAUCCCCUCUAAAAAUGUGUUUUUAGAUACAUCAUAUACUAGCAACUUUGAAUUGAAUGGGAAUUAUACUGUUCAUUACAAAGUUUCGGGUAUUAUUUGUGUGACAUCUUAAGAGGCAGGUAAAGCUUCCUCUACAAUCUUUUUUUAAUUGUGCAUGCCUGUCUUUUAUUUGAGCUGCCUUUUUAAUUUAUUGCAUACCCUUAUCACCUUAUUUUGGUAUUAUUCUUAUCUAUACUGUCUUUGUUUUGUAUUUAUUAGACGGCAAGAAGACAUAAAAAGCAUUUCCUCACUCAGUUGUGGCUGUAAUGGGGAAAUUGGCUGGAAUUUUCUAAACAAUAAAAUAAAAUUGGUUUUACUAUAGUUACUAAGAAAAUCAGCAAACGUCAGAAUAGUUUACUACAGAAUGUUCAGCCACACAUGCGAUUGUCUAUUUUAAAGCUAUUUCUUUAUUCCCAGUAUCCAUGGUAGAUCUUUUAAUCAUAUUCCUGAAGAAACUUCUUUCCAUUUUUCUCCGUCGCAAAGAACUUGUUUCCUGAAUUGUAAUGGGAGCAAUAGUAUUUCUUGAUGUUUUAAUUACAUCCGUAUACUUGUACUGUAUUUUGUACUCUCCAAGGCAGCUGUUUUCAAUAAUGUCCUGCUGUAUUUACCUAUGUAUUUUUGUUCAAAUGUAUGUAGUUCUUUGCUGCGGAGAACAAUUUUCACCAACAAAAGGUUCAUGAUACAGAUUAACUGGGAUGCUGCAGCCCUCUAGGAUUGCAGAAAACUCUGCUUAACUGAAUAGAACUCUAGGCAGCAAUGACAAUUAAGGCUGCAGAUGCUUGGUGUAUAUUGCUGUAACUCUUCACUCAUUUUAAAACUGUAAAAUAUUUGUAUAGACCAACAAUGUUUUGUUGCUUCAGUGGUAAUUGGUCCCCCCCCCCCUUUUGUUGCUCAGCUGCUGUGAGCCAGUUAAGUUCUUGCAAAGAUGCAGUACCUCUCCUUUUCGGGAGGACCUCUUUUGGCUGAAUUGCAGUAACUAGCCUUACCUUUGUAUUAUGUGGUAGUGACAGGGUUUUGACUGUCCCUGGCCAGUGGCUACAUUAGCUAUAAUUAGCUGCCGAAGAAGUCUGUGGAAGUGGACAGAAGCGAACAUCGGUUGUAUGCCAAGAACGUUGCCAUAUAUGGUGUUGGCUUUGGCAACCAGAAAAAGUCUCCUGUAGUCAUUACGCCAGUUAAGCUAAUGUGUAUUGAGUACACAGAAUGACACGUGAACUUUCAAGGUGCAUAGGUGGUGACAAUGCAAUGCAUCAGUAAGUCUAAAUCAGAAUUUUGGGCCUGCUCGCGCCCAGCUAAGUAUAAGUGGUAGGCGUUUAAUUUCUUUUUAUUUCUAUUGCUAUUAUUUCAGUGCAGUAGGUGAACAGCUAGGCCUCUUGCUAUGGGAAAAUUAGGCCUGGUGGCACCAGGCUUUCUAGGUAUAAGAGUUCACUGUGGAAAUCUGGAUUCUUGGAGAGGGAGGCAGUGGGGAAGGCAGCUUGACUGAAAUCUGUACAAAUCGAGCCUUUUCCCCACUUGCAGAGCUUGGAACGUUGGGUUUUAAAACAGUUGAGGCUGCAAAUAUUGUUUGAAAGUGAUUUGGAAACCUUAAUGGGGCCUCCGUGUAAGAGGAGUCACCAUUGGCAUAGGCUAACUGAUAGAAUACCUGCCCACACACCUUGCACACACUUAAGAAUCACGCGGCUGUCUCAGCAUGAUAGUUUGUCUCAGCGAUGGCUCUCUGCAAAUUUUGAGCAGGCAUCCUUGUGCCUGUCUAGGGAAAUCACCGUUUCUGUGGCGGGGAUAUUUGGUCAUGCUGGGAAAAUAUAUACCCAGAUCAUACCUGAGAUUAUUAAACCCUGUUCCUGUUUAUAUUCCUAUGCUUAAACAUUAAUUUGGGCAAAAGCUUCCCUAUUCUUGGUGCUGCAGGUAACUCAUAUCCUUGAUUUUUUUCCUGCAGCAAUGUUGACAAUACCUCAGUGCAGUUUACAAGCUGCUGCAUCCCACAUACCUGUGAUUAAGCUUGCGCGAGCCCAUUAAAGUUACUGGUGUUAAGCUGUCACAUGUUCAGGUAUGUCGAUUUAAGUGGCUUGUGGAUCACUGUCUUAUUAAAAUGUAGAUUCUGUAGAGAAAAAAAUGGACAACCUCUCUGGGGAGUUCUGCAUAUCUGGCAUUUCUCGACUUCUAUUGUCCUUGAAAUGAUGCAUCUGCUGUACAAAAUGAAAUGUAAAUCUUGUAUAGCACCAAAAAUUGUAAAUAUUUGAGGCAUACAGGUAUAAACGCCCGUAGCUUUAGCUCACAUCUAGUUAUGGGUUCAUGUUUUUAUCUCCAUAGUUGUCUGCUGCAGAGCACUUGCAGGUCUAUCAGCGAGGGCUGUGAUUCUUUUAUCUCAAAAGAAAAGUAGUCAGUGUUGCUUACCCUGGAAUUGUUUGCAACAGGUUACAGAUCCUAAAAAAAUAAAAUUAAAGCUUCUGCUUCAGUUUCUCUCCCCCCAAAACACAGAUGAUUAUCCUGUCCUAGCAUGUAGUUUUCAGGAUAAUGGGCAUAAGAGGCAAGUGACAAGAAACCACUCAUAUUGAGUGGUCCCAUUGUUAACUGCGCACGCCAGGGAUUGGCACAGCUGAGGAGGACUUGUGAGCUGCCCCUGUCGUUAAAGGGGGUGGUGUAGUGUAUUUCACUACACAGGAGAUUUUGAAAAGUGACUAACUCAGGCAACUUUUCUCUUGUGAGGGUGGCAGUUUUGUGAUUUUGGUGGAAAACUGUUCAGUGCAUAAACAAUGCGUGGACAUCUCAAAAGUUUUAACAGAAAAGUUAUGGUACUUUAUCUGAUGCACAAUUUAAUCUCUCAGCAGAUAUUCAGUUUUUAUUAAAAAAAACAAACAACUUGUGGCCUUGACUCUUAGAGAGAUGGAGGAAAAUCUAAUUUUUCCCAUUAUGAAAGUGGCACUUUUUGGCUUCAAUUUUAUUCUAAUUCUGCAAAGUUCUUAGUAAACAUGUCAUUGUUAUACCUCCUUUUUAAGGCAGGAAAAUGGUAGAUGUAUUGACACAUGUUUGCUAUGGAUUACAUUUAGUUUUCUAAAAGGAUAGAACCACCAAUCUAGUGGAGGCUAAACAUUUACAAGGACCCUGCUACCUUUUAAAAAAAUGGGUAUAUUCAAAAAAUUUCCCGAAAACAUGAAGUGUAGGUAAUUUUUCUUUUACCCAGCAGAGCCCUUUGGGGAUAUCUACUCUACAGAUAGAUCUAAUAUACUGAACGGUCAUAACUUUCACCAAAGAAUCUUGGCGCUUGUCCUUGGAUGAGGGUGCUGGGAGGUCCAUAGCCCCUCACAAAAGUAAAAUUCCUUGGGGAGAGUGAAUGGCUCUGAAGCCUGCUUAAACCUGUUGUGUAGAUAUGCCCAAGGUCCUGCAGCUGGCUGCUCAAACUUUUACAGUUACGUACAAAUGCUAAAUGGGUAGUGGCAGGUCUCUCAUUGCGUAUUUCUUGGUUCCUUGUUCAUCCUGAUGAAUUUGUGGUGUAAAUACAUAAUCUUCAUGGUCGCUUUCUUCUGCAGUGUACUUCUUGAUGAUCUGAUUCCAGGUCUUCUAGGGGUUUUUAGAAACCUUGCCUCUUGUCCAGUGCUGCUGCUUAUGGUAAUUUAGUGUCAGCAAAAUUACUGUAGUUAAAUGUUGUGCUUGAGCGUUCGCCAGAUCAUCUUAAUUGUUAGAUGGAGUUUACUGCUAAAACGUCCAUACUUGGGGAUGAUUUGUUAGAUCAGUGAUUUCCACAGCUUAAAGUUGGAAAUUCCUGGCUGUAAUAAGAAAACAAAACCCAAUUCCUCCUUCCCCUUCUUGGAGGUUCUGAGGAACCCUUUCUUUUGCACUUUGUGGUUUUAGCCAACACAAGACGAAUGCAAAACAGGACAGGACUGUGAAAGAUCGCUUUUUCGAGGGUAUCCUGACAUUGGAGAGAGAGAAAACACAAUAUAGUGGAUGAAACCUAGCAGCUGUCCCAUACAGGGUUUCCAGCCCAGAGAAGUUUAAUAGCUGAAGCAAAUAUUCAAACACCAGAGUGCGGCUGUGAAUUACUACCUCUUGUACCUGUAGAAUGACAGUUAUUUGCCAUGGUGCUAGACUAGCUACAUCUUAAUAUAGUCAGAUUGCUUUUCCAUUGUAAUAUAUGGUGGAAUAGGAUUUUUCCUUUAAAAAUCCCACUGUUACGGUCUAGACCACAAAAAUAUAUUGUAGAGUUGUAACACAGUGGCUGGGAACUAAAAAAACCUGAAUGACUAACCUUGUGUGCUUGAGCAGGGGUUAGACUCGUGUUUCUUAAAGCACAUCAUGUUGUAUGGUAGAUCACUUUUGAAACUGAGAAAAGUUUCAAAAGCAGUUUGUAGCACAGACGAUCUCUGAUUAGAAAGAGAAAGAGAGAAACACUCCCAGAAUCUCACCAAGUACAUGGAAUGCCAUUGGCUACACCAGAAGUGCUUUUCUGGGCUCUGGCCUGUAAUCUUCAAUUUAAAACUGCAGCUGUAGAAUUUAAAGUCAGCUGUAUAAACUGGCUUGUAUCUGAUUUUGGAGAACUAAGGGACACUCUAGAGGAGUGCUGCUCAGGGUAUGGGAAUAUCGGAGUAUUCUUUCAAGGAUGAGAGUUCCCCCUUGCUCGUCUUUCACAGUUGUAUCGAGGGCUGUCUGUUGCAUUGGUUUCUAAUGAGAAGCAUUAAGUUGCCAAAAAUGCUUGCUUGAGGAAGAUAGGAUGUUCCAGAAUGUUGACUAAUUAACUUCAUAAUCAAUUAUCACCUUGAUUUUCUUUGCCAGUCUUCUCCCCCUAGCCCCUGUGUUUUUAAUCUGACAAGGAGAUAAUGCUCGAGGUUUCGAUAUCUACUGGAAAUACCAACAAAAUUCUGUCUCUUAAAUUCCGCAUAGGGAAGGUUAAGUGCGCUUUGUCAAAGCCGUUUUGUAAUAUGCUGCUAUGUAGCCUUAAUCUUGUAAUGUAUUGUGCGUAUGUGUAUAUGUGUGUGUGUGUGUGUGUAGUAUGUAUACACUUACAUACAAAAUAAGCAACUCACAGCUAAGAAGCAGAAUGUUCUGGUUUGUUGAAACUUUCGUAAAAGUGCAGGAAAGCUUGCUGCUUCCUUCACCCGCCCCAGUUUACUGCCACUCUAUACUGUCAAGGUAGUCUGUGUUUAAAACUCGCAGAGAGAGCUUAAUUCAAAACAGCAGUCGCUGCGCAUCAUUUUAAUCUAGGCAAGUUUCCAAGGCAAGAUGUUUAAUUUCCUGCCCUGCUUUUCUAGGUUGAAAGGCCCAUCUGGUUAGAAACACCCAUAUUUGAAUUUAUGCAGGGUUUACAGGAAGAAUAUAGUUUAAUCUAAGUUUCUUCUUGCUGCCCCCUCUUCAGAAUUGGAGCUGUUGGCUCAGGCAUGCUCCAAAUCAAGAGGGCCAUGUAAGUGGUCCCCCAGCUUAUAUGCAUUGUCUAAGUAUUUCUAUCUUACCCGUGCUUUUUCAGGAUGGCCAGCUAGGAGAAAAGGGUCAGGUCACUGGUAGGCUGCCAAGAACAUGAGCUGCUCUCUACCUUCUGUCCAUCCCCUCUGGUAUCUUAUAAAUGUGCAAGUAUGUAUUGCUGAAUCCAGAUUCUCAUUGCUCUGUAGGGCAAUCUGUGUAGAAAAUGUGGCUUUUACACCUGUGUAAAAUAGUGGUUCUCAAACUCGGCUGCUAGGAAUCCUAGAGAUCUGCAUGAGCUUUGUAAGGCCCCUUAUGAAGGCUGCCUGUCCAUCAUAUUGAGGGGCAGCUGUGGGGGGAUUAUGGCAUUUGGGAACUUGUUCUCAGUUGGUGAGCGGCGACAGCAAGGCCUCAUCAUGACCCGUUUGAAUGGGAGGCGUGCCCUAGAAUGUACCCGAGAAUUCCCUGCAAUGCACAUAACAUUCUACAGCAGAUGUUCAAGGCAGGCUAAAUUCUUUGUGAAACUGGUUCUCCGAAGGUGUGAAGUUUGAAAGCCAAGCAAACAUGGAGUGAUGGCCUGUAUUAUGGUAGGCAGUUUAUUUUUGUUAAUGUUCUAGUGCCAGUUCUGUAGUGCUGGCAGUCUUCCACGUUUUGUCAAGACCAGUGGAACAAACGCAACUCACCCGGUUUCAAGGUCCGCUGCUGUUUUGCACUGCUUAGCUGGAUUGAAAUUUGCACAGGGGGCAGAUCUUGCAAGCACAAGUCCUCCAUUGCUGUGGUUGGAAGGUGCACCUCUGCUGUGCUUGUUUGCUUGGUCUUUGACGUCCAUUUCCAGUGGAAGGUGUUGCAAGCAGCUACCUCUUCACAUUAGAGGUUUUGCUUGUGGCAGAUGUUACAGUCUAUGGCUGACUUUCAUGGUAACAUUCCUCAAAAGCAAAGUGCAGGGUUAUCAAGACUGGGCAGGGCUGUGCGGGAUCAGUGCCCUCAGGAAGUGGAAGUUUUACUGGGCUGAAUGUACAAUGUCAGUAGCAAGCAAAUAGUUAAAUUUGGUAUAGAGUUGAGAAAACCUUGUGCAAGUGAUAUAUUGAUCAUACUUGGAUGUAAUCAAUCAACCCAUAUGUAAAUAUACACGUUUGUACAUUGUAUACAUAGAAAGAGAUGUCUGUGUACAUGUGUAUGUAUUUAUAAAAUUGUUUCUCUGCUAGAUAGUAAAUGCAAAAGUAGCUCUAAUUUUAUAUAUAUUAUAUAUAAAAAGCUCCCCUCUAUAAAUAUAUUCUAUAAAUGCUAGAAGUUAAUUUGUAGUAAAAUAGGACUGAUUUCAGGAAUAUCUGCUGAGAGACCAAAAAGUUCACUUUUAAGUACCUUAAUUAAAGAAUAAAGUUUAUUCCUCUUGUUUAUUUUUUUAUUAAAAUAAUUAAAUGCACUUUAACUGGCUACACACACACACACACACACACACACACCGCUGCAUGGUGCAGUUUCAAACAUGGAAAUGUUUCAGAAGUGCAGCACCCGUUCAAAUAAUACUCCCUUUUCACCUGUCAAGCAGAGCGCUGGAAACGAUUUGAAAUCCCAGGGUCUGAGCCGCCUGUUUGUCUUGCUGCCCGUUGGCUGAAGCUUAGAUUCUGAUUUCCCUUUUUGGGGUGGGGGGUGGGGGCUAGCAGGACUGCUUCUUAAAGAGCAAUGUGGAUACAGCCAGAUGCUACAGGGCUGUUUUCAAAUAGGCAGGUCCUGGAUUUACCACUAGCCAACUAGCAAAAAGUCCGAAUGACAUAAAGAACUCAUGUUAGUUGAGCACUCCUGACAAUAGCAGGUUUUUGCAAAUGGAGUUUUACAGUCUAUAUUUAAAAAAUUGUAUGUUUGUAACAAAUAAAAGUAUGCGGAAAAGUGAA
Varanus komodoensis (Komodo dragon) is the source of this 10199-nucleotide messenger RNA. It is a transcript of the gene PURB, whose product is annotated as purine rich element binding protein B. The record is from RefSeq and is a predicted model, not a curated record. The transcript has a single exon. Bases 114 to 1133 code for a protein of 339 amino acids. Gene Ontology annotation, molecular function: DNA-binding transcription factor activity, RNA polymerase II-specific; purine-rich negative regulatory element binding; RNA polymerase II transcription regulatory region sequence-specific DNA binding. Gene Ontology annotation, biological process: regulation of transcription by RNA polymerase II. Gene Ontology annotation, cellular component: nucleus. Lineage: Eukaryota; Metazoa; Chordata; Lepidosauria; Squamata; Varanidae.